Messenger RNA from Ilex paraguariensis (yerba mate), 2457 nucleotides. NCBI's taxonomy places the organism in Eukaryota, Viridiplantae, Streptophyta, Magnoliopsida, Aquifoliales, Aquifoliaceae. The record is from the annotation of a GenBank genome assembly.
AGUAGGAGAUCAGAAAGUUGCAGCUUACGAGGAACAAAAAAGAGUCAAACAUUGGGGGAGACUGUAUAACAGAUCGGAAAAAGUUUGGGUAUUGACUUGUUCAUUAUUCGGCUGUUUCUGGAAAGCAAAUGCUUAUCAAGUGUUCUAAUUCAUGCCACUGUGAGAUAUUGUCAGAGUGCCAUUGCUUAUGGUAAUUCCAGAUCCGUAAGAUUCCAAGAUGAGAUUCAACUAACAAAAUUCCCAUCAAUCAAUGGAGACAGUUUGGUUAAGGUCCAAUACAAAAUAGAUGGAACACAAAUACCAGGACAAAGCUCUAAGAAGGGUGAGAAGGUGGCUGACAUGUCUAGAAGUUCCUUGAAAGCAAAAGUAUUAUCAAGAGUCUUCUCAGAGGACUAUGAGAGAGUGAAAAGAAAGAUAUUGGAUCCUCGAGGACCAACCAUACGUCGAUGGAACAAAAUAUUCUUAGCAGCAUGUUUAGUUUCUUUGUUUGUGGACCCUCUGUUCUUUUAUUUGCCAGUGGUUCGAGAGGAAGUUUGCAUAGACAUAGGAUUCAAUCUUGAGGUUGCUCUUACAAUUAUAAGAUCAAUUGCGGAUGUAUUCUACAUGAUUCAGAUUUAUAUACGAUAUCGUACUGCCUAUGUUGCUCCUUCCUCUCGUGUAUUUGGGAGGGGAGAGCUUGUCAUAGACUCUUCAAAGAUUGCAUCAAGGUACUUGCGCAAAGGUUUCUGGAUUGAUUUUAUUGCUGCCCUGCCAAUUCCACAGGUACUAAUUUGGGCAAUUAUACCCAAUCUAAAUGGUUCACUGAUGUUAAACACAAGAAACGUCCUUCGCUUCUUUCUCAUUUUUCAGUAUGUCCCGAGACUUUUUCUUAUAUUUCCACUCUCAAUGGAAAUUGCCAACUCUACCGGUGUUGUGACAGAAACAGCAUGGGCUGGGGCUGCCUACAACUUGAUACUAUAUAUAUUAGCAAGUCAUGUUUUAGGAGCCUGCUGGUACCUUCUAUCAAUCGAAAGGCAAGAAGCAUGCUGGAGAUAUGCCUGCAGUCUUGAGAAGUCAUCUUGUCAAUACAGGUUCUUCGACUGCCAUAGUGUCAAGGAUAAUGAUAGAAUUUCCUGGUUCCAAUCAAGCAAUGUCACAACUCUAUGUGAUCCAAAUGGUGGCUCUUAUCCAUUUGGUAUUUAUGGUGAUGCUGUGACUUUGGGUGUUGCAUCCUCCAAGUUCUUAAAUAUGUACUUCUACUGUCUUUGGUGGGGCUUGAGGAACCUGAGUUCUCUAGGGCAAAAUCUUUCCACAAGCACUUAUGUUGGAGAAAACAGUUUUGCCAUCAUUGUUGCAACUCUGGGCUUGGUUCUCUUUGCAUUGCUCAUUGGGAAUAUGCAGUCCUACCUCCAAUCUACAACUGUUCGAUUGGAAGAAUGGAGGAUCAAGAGAACCGAUACAGAACAAUGGAUGCAUCACAGGCAACUACCCCCAGAAUUAAGGCAGUCUGUACAGAAAUAUGAUCAGUACAAAUGGGUGGCUACUCAAGGAGUUGAUGAAGAAGCCAUUGUUAAAGACCUCCCUUUGGAUCUCCGAAGAGAUAUCAAGCGCCACUUAUGUUAUGAUCUUGUUCGACGAGUUCCAUUGUUUGAUCAAAUGGAUGAACAGAUGCUAGAUGCGAUAUGUGAGAGACUCAAACCAGCCUUGUGCACCCAAGGCACUACCCUAGUGCGUGAAGGCGACCCUGUCAAUGAAAUGCUCUUCAUUAUCCGAGGCAACCUAGAUUCUUAUACCACCAAUGGUGGCCGUACUGGAUUCUUCAAUUCAUGCAGUAUAGGUCCAGGCGAUUUCUGUGGUGAGGAACUGCUGACAUGGGUUCUCGACCCUCAUCCAAAUAUCAUCCUGCCAUCAUCAACUCGCACAGUUAAAGCCAUAUGCGAAGUAGAAGCAUUUGCACUCAUAUCAGAGGACUUAAAGUUUGUGUCAUCACAAUUUCGAAGACUACACAGCAAACAACUCAGGCAUAAAUUCAGGUUUUACUCGCAUCAUUGGCGAGCAUGGGCAGCAUGUUUCAUACAAGCAGCAUGGCGUCGGUUUGAAAAACGUAAGAGUGCUACUGAACUAUUGGCUAUGGAGGAUCUGGUGGCACCUGAAUCUGAACUGUUAGAAGGAAAAUUGGAUGUAAAUGUGCGUCCUCCACCAGUGUCAGGCCUGGCCGAGUAUGCAGCAAGGUUGGCAGCAAACACUAGGAGGGGAAUCAAUAUGCAUUUCGGGUCGGAUUCGAGUGAUGUCAGUUCAUUGCGGAAGCCAGCAGAACCUGAUUUUUCUGUAGUUGAGGAGUGAUUUCAUAAAAAUUUUAUACAUGCAUGCAGCCAAGGGGACCUUAGAUUUAUUGAUUUGUUCAGCUAUACACAUUACGAACUCCUAUGAAUCAUUAUCACAUUGAGCCUAUAAUACUGGGCUUGAUUAUGUCUCCAA